AAGAAACACCAGGGGAAGCAAUGAAGGCUAACAGCUGAGUGGUAACGGUUGCCAUGGUGCCGGUAGAGACAACAGAGCAGAGCGGACUUGCUGUGUAGUGAUCCCAGGAGAUCCCGCACUGACCGGAGAUCACCGGAGCCGGAUCCUAAGAUGAAGACCAUGAAUCCCCCCGAGAAUAUCUAUAACCUCAUCCCCACAGAGGAGGUCAGAGCAGCCCGGCCCCCCCGAUAUGUUUCAACAUUCAGUGAGUCUGUGAAGAUCGAAGAGACCAAAAAUAAAGCAGCCCGCAAAACAAUGGGUCCUCCAAAAGUAGAUGUGCCCUCGCCUAAAGAGUUUCUACACAAGCACACCAAAGAAGCCACCCUGGCAGAAAAGAGUGCUUUGUAUGAUUCCACAGGUAGGCCUCCCCGGUGCUUGGCAGAAGAGAAGCGCCCUUCAGUACCACACAGGACAGAGCAGCCACUCAUGGGAGUGCAAACUAACAAAAGUUUCAUCACGACCAAUGUAGCCGAAGCUGUAAUGGCUGUGCCUAAGAAACCACAGCCCAUCUAUGUGGACACAAAGAAAGGAGAUAAACAUCUCCUGGAUACCUCUGGACUUGUUCCUAAGUACAUCAAAAAGAAGGAUUAUGGUUCUACACCUGAGUAUUUAGCCAAGAGAAAUGAAGAAGUACGGAGAGCUCAAGAGGAAUAUGAUGCCUAUGUGAAGGAACGUCUUAGGAUGGGAGCCAUGAAGCAGCUUUCUGAAGAGGAGAGGCAGAGUGUGCUGGAGGGCAUAAAGAAAAACUGGGAUCAACUUCAUCACGAGUAUCAGGGUCUAUCAGUUGUGAUCGAUACUCCCCCCAAAAAGGCGCACAAAGAGAGGCUGGAAGCCGAAAUGAGACAGUUGGAGCGGGAUAUUGAUAUGAUCGAAAGGCACAAGAUCAUCUACAUCUCUAAUAACUAGAUCCCCCCUCGGUGUACAGUGUGCAUAGCAGACAGAGGAGAGACAAGCCUUUCUAGUGGGAGACAAUAAAUUAUAUAUUUUAUU
This is a messenger RNA of Hyla sarda, 1029 nucleotides long. It is a transcript of the gene ENKUR, whose product is annotated as enkurin, TRPC channel interacting protein. The coding region runs from base 151 to 945 and encodes 264 amino acids. The transcript has 5 exons. Gene Ontology annotation, molecular function: calmodulin binding. Gene Ontology annotation, cellular component: acrosomal vesicle. Lineage: Eukaryota; Metazoa; Chordata; Amphibia; Anura; Hylidae. The record is from RefSeq and is a predicted model, not a curated record.